AUGAGUUCAAGAAACCUUGACGACACCCAAAGCGAGAUUUUGAACCAAUUCCAGGCAAUUACCCACACUGAUGACGUUGAUGCAGCAGUGAAUCGGUUGAUACACUAUGACUGGAACCUCGAGCGAGCGGUAGAAAGUGUCUACGAUCCUAGCAAUUCACACGAUGCCACGCGUGAAGCUCUCGAAGAAGAGGUCGCCUCCAGUGCAGCACAGCAGCAGCAGCAGCAGCAACACACACCUUCCACACAACGUCCCACUACAGCACCACAGCCUCGUACAGGUGUUUUUGCACUUUUUGCAUGGCCAUUUGGUAUUGCUUGGAACAUGACUUGGUCUAUACUUUCCUUUGUUAUGCGUCUCCUAUCAAGGCCCUCAAUCACUCAUACCCAAAGCAGCACAUCAAAUCGUCAAGAUUCUCGUUCACUUGCUCAACAAUUCAAACGCGAGUUCGAGCUCAAGUUUGGUGAGACACACGUUGAGUUUUUCGAAGGCGGAUAUUCGCAAGCAUUAGAAACGGCACGUCGCGACUUGAGGUUCCUUUUUGUCAUUCUCCAAAGUGAUGAACAUGAUGAUACGGAAGAAUUUUGCAGAAAUACGCUCACGUCCCAAGAGUUGAUUGAUUAUAUGGGUCAGCAUAAUAUUCUUGUUUGGGCAGGCAAUGUUCGUGAAACAGAGGCAUUUCAAGUGGCUGGUACCUUACGGACAACAACAUACCCUUUUAUGGCUAUUAUUGCAUUACAGCAGAUGGGAGGAAACAAUGGAUUGAGAAUGACUGUGGUCGAUCGUAUCGAGGGUACAGCAUUGCCAGCAACCAUUAUCCAGCGACUCGAAAGGGCCAAUCGACGACACAGUGCUGGUAUGAACCGGUUAAGAAUGGAACGUGAUCAACGAGAUAUGGAACGGCGUUUACGAGAGGAACAGGAUCGUGCUUAUCGGGAAAGUCUUAAGGCGGAUCAAGCAAAGGAACGUCAAGCACAGGAAGCACGUCAAGCAGCAGCAAAAGCAGCAGAGGAAUCUCAGCGGGCUGAGCAAGCUCGACAAGAGCUUGAAGAGAAGCGUGAACAAUACAUCCGUCAUUUAUGCAGCACCCUGGUGGAAGAGCCCAAUGAUGCUUACAAUGGCCAGGUUGCCAAGAUCAAUUUCCGACUCGCUGAUGGAACACGCGUUGUGCGUAAAUUUCGUGGGGAAGACACAAUCGAGGCUUUAUAUCACUUUGUGGAGGCAUAUCCUUUAUUGAAGAAUGGACAAGACCAACAGCACGUUGAAGCACCUGAAGGAUACACCCAUAAAUACAACUUCACCGUGAUUUCAUCCUAUCCACGCGUAGCACACGAAUUCAGUAGCACUACCCAAUUAAAUGAAGUCAAGUCAUUAUGGCCAACUGCCACCCUGAUUGUAGAAGCAGACGAUGACGAAGAAGAUGAGGAUGAUGAAUAA
Lichtheimia ornata is the source of this 1437-nucleotide messenger RNA. RefSeq lists its product as uncharacterized. The transcript is spliced from 8 exons. Gene Ontology annotation, cellular component: endoplasmic reticulum. The record is from RefSeq and is a predicted model, not a curated record. Lineage: Eukaryota; Fungi; Mucoromycota; Mucoromycetes; Mucorales; Lichtheimiaceae. The coding region runs from base 1 to 1437 and encodes 478 amino acids. Gene Ontology annotation, molecular function: ubiquitin binding.